AUGACGAACGCAGCCGGUGCCAACGUACAUGCAGCUCGCAGCUAUAUUAGUACUACCAUCGAUCCUGGCACCUGGUACCGGCUCACAAAUGCCCAUCUCGGCCCCUCCAUCUCCCUUGAUGUGGAAAAUGAUGGCGUGGGCAACAAAGAAGGGCUUCUGAAAAUGUCACCUUCCGCCGAUUACAGUGGUCAAUUCUGGCGGUUUAUUCCGCAGCCAUCUUCCGGAACGUACAAGAUACAAAACAUGUUUCUGGGUCCAAACAGGGCCCUGGAUGUGUAUGGGAACGACAGGACCAAACCGCAUUUGGCAACAGAGGGGAAUUACUCAGGCCAAAUGUGGACGCUAGACGGCUGGGGGGACACGACGUGGAGACUAUUGAAUGCAUAUUCUGGUGAUGGUCUUCGCCUCGACACGUAUUUGGAUACACACGGACUCUUUAUGGGCGAUGGAAAUAAUUCGGGACAGCAUUGGACUCUUACAGCGAUUAGGAAGAUCUAA
Messenger RNA from Penicillium canescens, 498 nucleotides. Its product is annotated as RICIN domain-containing protein. The transcript has a single exon. Lineage: Eukaryota; Fungi; Ascomycota; Eurotiomycetes; Eurotiales; Aspergillaceae. The record is from RefSeq and is a predicted model, not a curated record. Bases 1 to 498 code for a protein of 165 amino acids.